AUGGGUGAAUGUGAGCCUCUUGCUUCUGCUGCUGCCCCUGCCUCUCCUAUGUUAGAGGGGGAGGAAAACUUAAUUGCUGCAGCUCAGAACAUAGUAAAAGCUUUAGAGACAAACAAGAAUUUAACUUUUGAUGCCAGGAAAAUCUUGGCAGAUCUUGGUAGCCAGCUAUCUAGUAUAGCAAGAGUCAGCGAAAAUGGGGAAGAAGAGGAAGAAGAUGAUGGGGAGAGGCUGGAUGAAGUUGAGGAGCAGCUAAAUAGAGUGCAGGAUAAGAUUAUGAAAUGGGAGGAAAAUCAAGCUAAUAUUUGGGAUUGUGGUCCUGAUGAAGCUUGUGAAUAUCUGAAGGCCGUCGAGGAUACUCGUAAGCUGAUUGAGAGCUUGGAAAGUAUGAAUAUUGCCAAAGAUAGCAGGGAAGAUGGCUUUCUGCAAAGGGCUCAUGAUGUUCUUCAUACUGGGAUGGUUAGGCUUGAGGAUGAGUUCAAGCAUCUACUUGUUCAGAACAGGCAACCUUUUGAGCCUGAGCACAUGUCCUUCCGUUCCAGUGAAGACGAGAUACUGGAUGAUCGCUCAGUUAUGUCCUUUGGGGAUGAAUCGGUCGAGGAUUCACUGCCCAGGGAUAGUCUCAGCAGAGCACCAGAGGAUUAUAUUAUUGAAUUGGUGCAUCCUGAUGCGAUACCUGAUCUCAAAUCCAUUGCCAUUCUGAUGUUUGAUUCAGGGUAUGGACCUGAGUGUUCUCAAGCAUAUGUUGGUAUCCGGAAGGAUGCCCUUGAUGAUUACCUCUUCACCCUUGUGGACAAAUUGAGCGUUGAGGAUGUAAUGAAGAUGGAAUGGAACUCAUUGAACUCCAAAAUCAGGAGAUGGGUCCGGGCAAUGAAGGUUUUUGUUCGAGUUUAUCUUGCCAGCGAAAAAUGGCUGUGUGAUCAGAUAUUUGGGGAGCUUGAUACAGUUAGUUCAGGAUGUUUUACUGAAUCAUCUAAGGCUUCAGUAUUGCAACUGCUGAAUUUCGGUGAUGCGGUAGCUAUUGGUCCCCAUCAACCAGAGAAGUUGUUUCGGAUUCUUGAUAUGUAUGAGGUUCUUGCUGAUCUUAUUCCUGAUAUCGAUGCAUUAUAUCUUGGUGAUGAUGAUUCAAGCAUUAGAAUGGAGUGCCAAGACGUCUUGGGGAGGUUGGGUGACUGUGCAAAGGCAACCUUUCUUGAAUUCGAGAAUGCUGUGGCAGCAAACAUCUCAGCUACUGCUUUUCCUGGUGGUGGAAUCCACCACCUUACAAGAUAUGUUAUGAAUUACAUUAAAUUUCUUGCAGACUAUUGCACUACUCUUGAUGUGCUCUUGAAGGACAAUGACAAAGCCGGCCAAGUUUCACCUUCACCAGAUACAAGCCCAGUGAGCGACGAAGAUAACACUAGCAGUGACGGCUCUUAUGUUCCAUCCCCUGUGACAUUACAUUUUCGAUCUCUCCUGUCAAUCUUGGAGUGCAACCUCGACGACAAGUCCAGGUUAUACAAGGAUGAUUCGCUGGGGCACCUUUUCCUCAUGAACAACAUCCAUUACAUGGCUGAAAAAACAAAGGGGUCUGACAAGCUGAGAACAAUAUUAGGCGAUGGAUGGAUUCGCAAGCAUAACUGGAAAUUCCAGCAACAUGCCAUGAACUAUGAGAGGGCGACAUGGAGUUCAAUCCUUUCUUUACUCCGGGAUGAAGGCAUACAAAACCCUGGCUCGAAUUCUGUUUCCAAGACUCUCCUCAAAGAGAAACUGCAGAGCUUUUAUCUAGCUUUUGAGGAGGUGUACAAGAGCCAGACAGGAUGGUCAAUUCCAGACGGUCAGCUUCGUGAAGAUCUUCGGAUCUCAAUAUCGCUCAAGGUAAUACAGGCGUAUAGAACAUUUGUGGGAAGACACACCAGCUACAUUAGUGAAAAGCAUAUAAAAUACAAUGCUGAUGACUUAGAAGAUCUUAUCUUGGAUUUCUUUGAAGGAUCCCCUAAAUCGUUACACGGGUCUCAUAGGAAAUGA
Molecule: messenger RNA, 2004 nt
Organism: Oldenlandia corymbosa var. corymbosa
Lineage: Eukaryota; Viridiplantae; Streptophyta; Magnoliopsida; Gentianales; Rubiaceae
Source: the annotation of a GenBank genome assembly